This is a messenger RNA of Trametes versicolor FP-101664 SS1, 747 nucleotides long. RefSeq lists its product as uncharacterized. The record is from RefSeq and is a predicted model, not a curated record. NCBI's taxonomy places the organism in Eukaryota, Fungi, Basidiomycota, Agaricomycetes, Polyporales, Polyporaceae. The annotation marks the transcript as partial. The transcript has a single exon.
AUGACAGACUUUGGAUCCCAGGGACGUACACGGCCACAUAAUGUGUGUGAUUUGCAGAAUUGCCGCUCUCACCAGUCAAUCUACACCUGCCUGUCCAGAGGAUCCACAUAUAAUGGGACCAUUAUUGUGCAGCCAUUUGACCCAAGAAAGCUGACCGGAGGAAUAUCUGGAAGUCUGCGUCAGGCGUUCAGAGAGCUUGAGUUGCUGGAUGAAAUCACCAAGCUGCGCUACCUGGGCAAGAUCUCACCCAAAGUGACAGGCAUCACACACAAUGAACUCAUCCAUUCAUUCAGAAAGUGGAAGGGAGAGCAGUUCAUGCCAAAGACAAUGCACAGGGCCUUAACAUGGAAUAUUGGUGAUCCAUUCCCAAUUGAAGACAUACAGGCAGAUGCUCCAUGGCAGAUGGUCGAGAAGGCAAAGCCUAAAGACAAGAAGCAGCCCAAGUCAGAUGUACCUGAUCAGCCAAAGAAGACAGCUGGAUAUGUUGCAGCCAAGGGCACACAAGCAUUGUCAGUUGUGAGCAAUACAGUGGACAAGAAGUCAGUGAAGCGUAAGCGAGAGGAUGACUGUGAUGCAGUGGGUGCCAAGAAACCUCGUGGUGAACAGGUGCAUGCUGAGGUCAAUUUCAUUGGGUUCAAGUGGGACAAUGCCAACUACAGCUGUGCUUAUGACAGUCUUCUGACUAUUUUGUUGUCCGUCUACACUGAGUGUACACAGCAGUGGCAGGCAAUGGUACCUGAGCAGAAU